AUGGAAAAAGUACCGUCAAGUCCCAGCUCUGCCACGACCCCGUUUGCCACCUUGUUUUUCACCUCUGCGAUGGAAUUUGAAUGGCUUGUGUCUCAGCUGCUGGACGAGUCCCCGGGCAAAUCACUGACAUUCCUGGCCUGCAGCUAUCCUCCGAGCGGCCUUUUUUACAGCAUCUUCACGGACCAACUGAAGUGCAAUUUGAACAUCAUCAACUUGGAUCCGGAGGUCAACCCCGAAGGGUUUGGCAUACUUCUGGAGUUCAUGUACACCUCCCGCCUCAACUUGAGGGAGAGCAACAUAGUGGCUGUCAUGACCACCGCCCUCUACCUGCAGAUGGAACAUGUAGUGGACACGUGCCGCAGACUUCUGAGCUCCAGUGAAGCAGAGAUGAUGUCUGCUAUGAAGACUCCCCGGGAUGAGUUCUUGCCCAAUCGGAUGCUGAGUCAUCCCGAGAUGAUGGCGUACAGGACCAGGGAUAUGCCGGAGAACGGCAUGCCUCUUCGGAACGGGCCGAUUUGUGACGGGCGGGCCUUUGCCACUAGCUUGUACAGCAGCUUGUCAGGGUCCCCCCUGUCCUACACUGGAUACGGCCCCAUGCCCGUCAAUGGCUACCUUUUCUCAGACGAAGAACUGCGAGAGUCAAGGAUGCCCUUAGGGUCGGACGUUUCGAGGGCCAACCUUUUCUCGCGGGAACGGGCGCCGCCGUGCAACAUCUCGCGGGCGGGCGCCCCCGAAUACACCAGGGCCAUCACCGACGUCUCCCCCAACAUGUGCCGCGCCACCGUCUACUCUCCGAAAGAGGCCACCGCUGAGGACGUCAAGAGCGACCCGCACUACAGCCCGGGCCCCAAGCCGGCGACCCCGCUGGCUCGGAACAACCCCUACUUCGACAAAGUGGGCAAGGAAGAAGAGAAGUCCUCCGCGGAAGAAGAAUUGGGCCAGCACUUCGAGCCGAUCAACGCCCUGAUGAACCGCAAGGUGCUCACCAGCCCCCAGAGCCCCCAGAAGUCGGAUUGCCAGCCCAACUCGCCGACCGAGUCCAGCAGCAGCAAGAACGCGCGCAUCAGCCAGAGCGCCGGCUCCGCGUCGGCCAAGAGCCCCUCCGACCCCAAGGCGUGCAACUGGAAGAAGUACAAGUUCAUUGUGCUCAACUCUCUCAAUCAAAGCGCCAAGCAGGAUGGCCCUGACCAGAAUGAGGCGGGGAGCCUCUCUCCGCGUUCGUACAUGCCCUCCCUGACUUGCCAGCAGUCCAUGGAACCGGAGAGCCUAGACGUGCAGUCUCCCACCAAAAUCAGCAUGAACGGAGAGGAUUCCACGAUUCCCCAAGCGAGCAGGCUGAACAGCAUCGUGAACAGAUCCUUGGACGGAUCCCCACAGAGCAUGGAGGGCCAGUCCCCGGUGUACCUGCACUCAUCCAAGUGCAGCUCUUGCGGUUCGCAGUCGCCCCAGCGUUCAGAGAUGUGCCUUCAUACCCCCGGCUCAAACUUCGGAGAAGAGAUGGGGGAAACGCAGUCCGAAUACUCGGAUUCCAGUUGUGAAAACGGAACCUUUUUCUGCAACGAGUGCCACUGCCGGUUUUCCGAAGAGGCUUCUCUCAAGAGGCACGCCCUCCAAAUGCACAGCGACAAACCCUACAAGUGUGACCGGUGUCAGGCCUCCUUCCGCUACAAGGGGAACCUAGCCAGCCAUAAAACCGUCCACACAGGUGAGAAACCUUAUCGCUGCGGCAUUUGUGGGGCCCAGUUCAACCGGCCAGCCAAUUUGAAGACUCACACACGGAUCCACUCUGGAGAGAAGCCGUACAAAUGCGAGACAUGCGGUGCCAGAUUCGUCCAGGUGGCACACCUCCGCGCUCACGUGUUGAUCCACACCGGUGAGAAACCCUAUCCGUGUGAAAUCUGCGGCACGCGCUUCCGGCACCUUCAGACGCUCAAGAGCCAUCUUCGGAUCCAUACUGGAGAGAAGCCGUACCAUUGUGAAAAAUGCAACUUGCACUUCCGCCACAAAAGUCAGCUCCGCCUCCACCUUCGUCAGAAGCACGGCGCCAUCACCAACACGAAAGUGCAGUACCGGGUCUCGACUGCGGAGGUCCCCCCUGAGCUCCCAAAGGCUUGCUGAAGAUGGACGUGUUUUGGGGAGGGUCGGGAUCAGCCGUGGUAGAGAUUGGAGGUUGGGACGGACAGGGGUUGUGUCCAAAGGAUACUUAAAACACUUUAAGGGGGGGGGGACCUUUUUUGUCACACAAUGGAGUGCCUCUAGAAGCCCAGAGUGCAGAUAGGCGGAAAAGAAACAUAAAAUAAACGGGUUUUGUUUUAAUUAUUUUGUUUCCCAGUUAUGUGAAUCUUUGGACACGUAGUCUGAUCUAUAGUGUGCAGGGGAGAGGUUUGAGAAAACCUUUCGUUCAGAGUCUGUGCGGCGGAGGGUUGAUUUUUUUUUAACCCUUCAUGGCCAGAAGAUGAGGAAUGUAUAUCAUUUUACGGGAACAAAUUUUUAUUUCUUUUUAUGCAAAAAGAGAAAGAGAUUGUAUAUGCUAUUGAAAGAGGAGAGGGCUUUAACUUUUUAACCAAAGGUGAAGGAAUCUAUGGCAGAGUUGUACAUAUAUGAAUAGAUAUAGAUAUAUAGAUAUAUAUAUAUAUAUAAAUAAAUAUAUAUAUAAAAUAUAAACCUUUAAAAGAUAUAUAUUAAAUAUAUAUAAAUGCAUUAAAGUCUCACAAGGACCUCUGCUGGCAGACGGCUAAUCUGAGCGUCUUUAUUGCAUCGGAGCACUUAAGGAGAUAUUUUAAAGUAUUGCAUCUGUAUUGGUGAGAAAAUAUUUUGUCUAAGAGCAUUGAGUGUGUAUUUGUAUUUUUUUGCAAGUGAAGGUUUACAAUUUACAAAAAAAAAAGUGUGUAUUCAACCAACCAAGCUGCAGAAGGAAUUUAAAAUAAUAUAAAGUGUAAUUUUUUUUGUUUUGUUCUAAUUUUCAGUCUGUAUAUAUGUAAAAUGUUUGGGGUUUUAUUUUUCAUUUUUUUCACAGUGCCUUUCUUUUUAAUGUAUGGACUAAAUUCAAGCCCAGUUUGAGGUACGAUCUGAUCUUGCGAAGAGGUCACUGCAAACUCUCGUCGGAGAACGUCUGUCUGUUUUCUCUCCCUUUAAACAUUUUUUUUUUUUUGGUCUUAUUUUAUACACUUGUGUUACAAUCAGUCAGUUUCGGGUGACAGGGUUUGGGCUGCAUCAAACUGCAUUAACGCGUUCUGUAAAAUAUAGCUGUACAAAUUCAAAAAAUAAAACAGCGACAAUGAACUA
Molecule: messenger RNA, 3285 nt
Organism: Sphaerodactylus townsendi
Lineage: Eukaryota; Metazoa; Chordata; Lepidosauria; Squamata; Sphaerodactylidae
Gene: BCL6
Product: BCL6 transcription repressor
Exons: 9
Coding region: 1-2118 (705 amino acids)
Biological process (GO): regulation of transcription by RNA polymerase II
Cellular component (GO): nucleus
Molecular function (GO): protein binding; DNA-binding transcription factor activity, RNA polymerase II-specific; RNA polymerase II cis-regulatory region sequence-specific DNA binding
Source: RefSeq, a predicted model, not a curated record